AUGUGGUUUUUCUGUAAGGGUCCCACUCCCACCCGUCCCUCACCCCCGUCCACCAUCCCCCGUCCCUCACCCCCGUCCACCAUCCACCGUCCCUCACCCCGUCCACCAUCCCCGUCCACCAUCCCCCGUCCCUCACCCCGUCCACCAUCCCCCGUCCACCAUCCACCGUCCCUCACCCCCGUCCACCAUCCACCGUCCUCACCCCCGUCCACCAUCCCCGUCCACCAUCCCCGUCCCUCACCCCCGUCCACCAUCCCCAUCCCCCGUCCCUCACCCCGUCCCUCACCCCCGUCCACCAUCCCCGUCCCUCACCCAUGUCCUCACCCCCGUCCCUCACCCCCGUCCACCAUCCCCGUCCUCACCCUCGUCCCUCACCCCGUCCACCAUCCCCGUCCCUCACCCCCGUCCACCAUCCCUCGUCCACCAUUCCCCACCCACCAUCCCCUGCCCACCAUCCCCCAUUCCUCACCCCCGUCCCUCACCCCCGUCCACCAUUCCCCACCCACCAUCCCCGUCCACCAUCCCCCGUCCCUCACCCCCGUCCACCAUCCCCGUCCACCAUCCCCCGUCCCUCACCCCCGUCCCUCACCCCCGUCCACCAUCCCCGUCCACCAUCCCCCGUCCCUCACCCCUGUCCACCAUCCCCAUCCUCACCCCCCGUCCCUCACCCCCCGUCCACCAUCCGGCAAAGCCGUCUCCUCCUUUUAG
Messenger RNA from Oncorhynchus nerka (sockeye salmon), 708 nucleotides. RefSeq lists its product as uncharacterized. Lineage: Eukaryota; Metazoa; Chordata; Actinopteri; Salmoniformes; Salmonidae. The record is from RefSeq and is a predicted model, not a curated record. The transcript has a single exon. Bases 1 to 708 code for a protein of 235 amino acids.